GAGAGAGAGAGAGAGAGGGAGAGAGAGAGAGGAAGCAGGGAGAGUUUGUUUUACAGAACUUGGGCUGGGCUUCCAGAGAGUGAGCAAGGGAGUGAGGGAGUAAAUGAGCAAGAGAACGAGUGCAGAGACAGAAACACUGAGGAUCAGAGAGGGACGGAGAGAGAGAAAGAGAGAGAGAAAGAGAGAGAGAGAGAGAGAGAGAGAGAGAGGGUCUCACACACAGACAGAUAGACAGAUGGACAGAGGGAGAGAUAUGUCCUCUGUGGUUCUCCUCGUGGUUUUGUUCGGCGUGUUCCCUGUGCUGUUCGCCCAACAGGAACCCGUCUACACUGUGUGUGCGCGGGGGUUCUUCCUGAGUGAACAGCACACCUGUUUGCCGUGUAACUGUAAAGGCCACACCCAAGACUGUGAGGACAUCACUGGAAUCUGCAUCGACUGUCAAGAUCACAGUACAGGUGAUUUCUGUGAGAGGUGUGAAGAUGGCUACAUUCUCCAGGUUUCUCAUGAUGGACAGCACGAGUGUCGGCCAUGUGCAUGCCCUGUUGCCACGGAGACCAACAACUUUGCUACACACUGCGAUAUGAGGGGCGUGGCUCUGAGGUGUGUUUGUCAGGACGGUUACGCUGGACAUUACUGUGAGAGGUGUGCUCCUGGUUACUAUGGCAACCCCACUCGCGCAGGUGACUCAUGUAAGAAGUGCGACUGUAACGGAAACUCGGACCCGAACCUGAUCUUUAACGAGUGUCACAAUGUAACGGGGCGGUGCUUACACUGUUACCACAACACAGCCGGAGACAACUGUGAGAGGUGUGCACCCGGUUACUACGGCGACGCCAUCAGCACCAAGGACUGCCACAAGUGUGAGUGUAAUCAGUGUGGGACGGCGUCGUGUGAUGACAGGACAGGAGUGUGUCACUGUAAACCUGGAGUUACAGGACGCCUGUGUGAUCGUUGUGAGGAUGGACACUCUGGGUUCAGUAGCUGUAUGGGCUGUAGGAAGUGUGUGUGUGCAUCUGCAGCUCUGCAUUCGUCCUGUAACACACUCACUCAGGCGUGUCAGUGCCGCCCGGGGGCCGGAGGACGCUACUGCGAUCGCUGCUUACCCGGCUACUGGGACUACACACACACGGGCUGCAAGAAGUGCGACUGUCCCGAGGGGAACUGUGACGUCCACACUGGAGAGUGUCUACCCGAGAUGUCUCAGGUCAGCGAGUGCAGCAUUGACUGUGAUGAGUGUAUCUGGCACCUGAUUGGUGAUGUGCGUCAGUCCAAUAAAACAGUGGAUCAGUUGAGGAACAGCGUCCUGAACAUCUCUACUGGAGCUGCAGCGUACGAUCGCCUCAAAUACUACAACUACACUGCGCACACACUCAGGGUGCAGUUUGUAGGAUGGAGGAAUAAAUCAGCAGUGAUGAGGAAACACACAGGAGAGCUGGAGGAGGAAGCAGCACACCUUCAGACUGACACGGAGCUGCUCACACACCAAGAGGAGGAUGUGAUAUCAUUAGGAACGCAGGUGGAUAGUGACACACUGCACAGCUUCACAUUAGCUGAGAUGCUAGCGGCUAAUCUGACCUCCCUUAACGUGCUAAUAGAAGACAUGAUCAGUGAUUGGGAGGUGUACAGCGUGCAGCAGGAAGUGGAUCCUGAGCAGCAGAAGCAGAAGGAGAGUGAAGCUGAACACAUGCUGAGUCACAUGAGAACCCUGAACCUGUCACCCAAACACUCACUCGCUACACAGGAGAACACACACACACACCAGCUUCUCCAGCAUGUGCGUCAGAUGGAGAAGAGUGUGUUGCUGAUGGAGGGACGACUUUCUGCAGUCAGAGAGUUGAUGAAGCGCUUCAGCUCAAGUCUCACACAUGGCCAGAUUCACCUGCACAAAGCACAUGACACACUGCAGCAAACACACAACACACACACUCACAACCUGCACCACCUACAGCGCAGAGAGGCUCACAAACAUCGUCUAAUAGAGAAUUAUAAUGCUGUCAAUCAGACUGUCAUGUCAGCCAAUGACAUCUUAGUUGAGGCAGCUGUGGGUGUGGCAGAUUUGAAUACUAUGGUUAAGAAUGUGACGGAGUACCAUGCAGAGGUUGACGGUGCUGCAGUGUCGAUACAGGAGAGAAUUGAUCAGCUCUCUAAGGCAGAUCACAAUUUAGUGCAGAGAGCUACUGAGCAUGCUCAUGAGCUGCAGAGACACGCCCACGAACUGCAGCAUAAUCUGAAGGGCAGUGAUACACAUGGAUUUGUUCAGAAAGCUCUGGAAGCGUCGAACGUCUACGACAACAUUGUUAAAUACAUCGACGAGGCUGACGUGAUUGGAGUGAGCGCGCUGAACAUGUCCAUCAGGACAGAGGAUGCCCUCGAUGGUUUGAAGUCCCAGCUGAACUUCCUCAAAACACAGAGCAAUCAGGUGUUUAAAGAGUCCGUGACACUCAACUCCGAAUACACAGAGGUGGAUUCGACUGUCGCUGACACCAAAAAAUAUAUCGAGGAGACCAGAGACAUGCUGCAGACGUCACAGGUCUCACUGGAGGAGCUCGUCAACAACAUGAACACACUCCAGAGAGUCCGGAAGCUGCAGUCCACUCAGGAGGCAGCAGAGCGCUCUCUGAAUCACUCAGCUGAAGUUCUGGGGGUCGUUACCCCGAUUAGGGAACAAGUGGAAGAAUGGAGCAGAAACAUGAGGAAUAAUCAGUACUCCACCUCCGCCUACGAACAGGCCGUGGACUCCGCCCGUAGCACAGUGGAGAAUCUGUCAGAAAUCGUACCAAAGUUGUUGACAAAGCUGCAUGAUGUGGAAGAAAAGAAACCGGUCAACGUGUCCACCAACAUCAUGAGGGUCAGACAACUGAUCGCGCAGGCUCGCAGCGUCGCCAGCAAGGUGCAGGUAUCUAUGAAGUUUAAUGGGCAGUCCUCAGUGGAGCUCCACCCACCUGCUGAUGUAGACGAGUUGAAGGCCGUGACCUCCAUUAGCCUGUACGUGCGUGUGGACCCUGACUCAGACCCCAUCGAGGACCGCUUCCUGCUUUACCUCGGAGACAAGAACGGCCGUAAGGACUACAUGGGCGUGGCUAUAAAGAAUGAUAACCUGGUGUUUGUGUAUAAUUUGGGGGGAGACGAUGUAGAGAUUCCACUCAGCUCCAAACCUGUGAGUUCCUGGCCUCCUGUGUUCAACCAUGUGAGAGUGGAGAGACUGGGUCGUCAUGGGAAGGUGUAUUUAACAGUCCCCCGUCAGGACACAGUGGCUGAGCAGAAGUUUAUACAGAAAGGGGAAUGGGACGGGACUGAAUCUCUGUUCCACCUGGACCCCAGAGACACGGUGUUCAUCAUCGGAGGAGCUCCAACAGACGUCAAGCUCCCCCCUGCUCUGAGUUUAGCUCCGUUUGUUGGCUGUAUUGAACUCGCCUCUCUCAAUAAUGAUGUUAUCAGUCUGUACAACUUCAAAAAGCUGCAUGACAUGAACGUGGCAGUGUCCAAACCCUGUCCCAGGUAUAAGUUAGCGUUCUCUCAGGGUCGUGUAGCGAGUUACCUGUUUGAUGGAUCUGGUUAUGCGUUAGUGCGGAACAUUGAAAGGCGGGGCAGGAUCAGCGUCGUCACGCGGUUUGACAUUGAAGUGCGCACCGUGGCUCACAACGGAGUUCUUCUCCUCAUGGUUAAUGAGGAUAAGUUCUUCGUACUGGAGAUGAGGAACGGGUUUCUGCGAUUGGUUUAUAAUUUCGGAUUUGCUAACGGUCCCAUUGUGUUGGAGGGGAACCUGACCAAACUGCAGAUCAAUGACGCCAGAUACCACGAGGUGUCAGUGAUCUACCACCAGUCUAAGAAGGUCAUUCUCCUUGUAGACAGGAGUUUCGUUAAAUCCACAGAGAACGAGAAGAAAACUCUGCCCUUUAAUGAUAUUUACAUCGGGGGAGCGCCGUCAGACGUGAUACAGAUGCGGCCUGAGUUCUCCUCUCUGAUUGGACUGAAAGGAUGUGUAAAAGGAUUUCAGUUCCAGAAGAAAGACUUUAACCUGCUGGAGGAACCAGGAACCAUCGGCAUCAGCAGCGGCUGUCCGGAGGAAUCCUUUAUGUCACAUAAAGCGUACUUCACAGGUGGUGGUUAUUUGAGUUCCACAGCAAGAAUCUCUCCGUUCAGCUCAUUUGAAGGAGGAAUGAGCUUCAGAACAGUGCAACCAUCUGGACUACUGUUCUACCACAGAGACGGGGUGGAUGAGUUCUCUCUCUCUCUGGAGAACGGUGCAGUAGUUCUUCACUCCAGAGGAACUAAAGUUAAAUCCAGGAAGCACUACAGUGAUGGACGACCUCACUUCCUGGUCACCUCCGUUACCAAGCAAAAAUACCAGCUGGUGGUGGAUGACCGAGACAAGCAGGAGAAGAAGAACCCGGGUUCUGCGCCUCAAACAGACGGAGUGAAGGAGCUCUAUUACGGAGGAUCUGCUCAGAGCAACAUCAACAACUUCACUGGCUGUAUCAGUUAUGCUUACAUCAGCAGGCAGGACCGUGAUAUCGAGGCGGAGGAUUUCCAGCGUUACAGUGAGAAUGUGGGUGUGUCCCUGCAGGACUGUCCUGUGGAGAAGCCACCUGCUGCUCUGCAACACACACGCUCUGCGCGACAAGCUCCUGACAACACACACCCCGCUUCACACACUCCUGCAGCCUUACACACGGUGAGCAGGGACAAACCUGUGAUGCCGCAAAGCAUUCUGGGAGUGCAGGAUGACCCUCAGGUUGCUCCAAAGAAGGAGGUCUCGUCUUGUUUCCUCUCACCCCGCCCACAUGCUGUGAGAAACGCCCAUUAUUUUAGUCGCCACAGUCGGCUUGAGUAUAAUGGCAUCGCUGAGGUCAUCAAAGAAAGGUCAGAGUUCUCCUUGUCGGUGAGGACACGUGCGUUUUGGGGGAUGAUUGCGUGUGCGUGUGGUGAGACUGAUGAAGACUUUAUGGCACUCUUCCUUUCUAACGGUAAACUCGUCUUCACGUUUGCCUCCGCGGGACACGUCCUGCAGCUCCACAGCACACACACACACAACAACGGAAGCUGGCAUGACGUGGUGUUUAUCAGAGACGGUAAGACAGGAGCGUUGCUUGUGGACGGUGUGAUGGUGAUGAAGGAUAAAAUUCAGAGUAACAACUUCACCCUGAAACUGCAGGAUCCACUGUAUGUGGGCAGCCUUCCAUCCGUGUACAAAAACAAGAACAUGGAGGUGACAUCCGGGUUCUCAGGGUGUGUGAGAGAUCUGCGUCUGAACAGCGUCUUCCUCUCGUCUGUCGCUAACAGUUACUGGGUGACGCCGUGUCCAGUGAGAGAGAGUGAAGCUGGAAUGUUUUUCUUUGAAGAAGGAGGAUAUUCAAUCAUGUCUCAGCCCGUCAGUGUGGGUGGGCAGGUGGCAGUGGAGAUGGAGUUCCGCCCCCGCGUGGCCUCAGCGCUGUUACUGUACGUCUACAUCAGACCUGAGGAGAUCCUCAGCCUCUACCUGCAGGACGGCCAGGUGUUUGUGCAGGUGAAUAAUGAGACGUAUACAGUGAAUUUUCCCCCCGAAAAGAGCGUAUGUGAUGGCAAUUGGCACAGAGUCAAAGUGGUGAGGGACAGCAGUGGACUGAGGUUGGAUGUGGACGGGGAGCAGACGCGUGUAAAAGCGAACUUUCUGGUGGAGAAACAAGGUGUGAUAAAGAAAGUUCUCAUUGGAGGAGCACCAGAAAACACGGCAGAUCCUAUUAACGUGAAGGUGAAGAGCAGCUACGUAGGCUGCGUGAGGAACCUGUCCAUCAACCAGCUCACCAUUAAGUUCGAACACAUGCUGCUCCUUAACGGGGUCGUCAGAGCCGACGGCUGUCCUGUGGACUGAUGAUGUCAUCACAGGAAAUGAUGUCAUCACCACCCACCCACACCUGCUCUGUGUGCGCUAGUCAUGUGACUUUAUUCAUUCAUAUUAUAAAGUGCCAUGUAACACACACACACACUCUCUCUCUCUCUCUCACACACCCACACUCUCUCUCUCACACACACACACACACACACACACACUCUCUCUCUCACACACACACACACACACACUCUCUCUCUCUCACACACACACACACACUCUCUCUCACACACACACUCUCUCUCUCUCUCUCACACACACACACACACACACACACACUCUCUCUCUCACACACACACACACACUCUCUCUCACACACACACACACACACACACACACUCUCGCUCUCUUUCUCACACACACACACACACACACUCUCUCUCACACACACUCACCCUUCCUCUCUAGUCCCCUUGGUCUGAAGUUUCCAGCCUCUACAGUGUCACUUUAACUCCAUCAGGAGUGUGCACUAGUGAGAAGUGUUUAUUAUGAAGUGGAACAUGGUCACAUGACUACGGCACAUUUAUCACAUUAAUCUCAACACAAACACACUCAUUACUAACACACACACACACACACUGAGGUAACCCCUGUAAGGGCUGUGUUCCACAUACACUACACACUAUUUUACAGACUAUAAUGAGACACGCCCCCAGCCCCCUCAGUGUUAAUGUUAUUAAUGACUCGUUAGUGUAGUGCAGCGGAGCGCCUCCUGCUGGUGCGGCGCAGAAUUACUGCCUUAUGGGGGAUUUUUAUCAUGAGUGUAUAUUCUCACAACGCUGCAGGAAUGUUUAAUGUUUUAUUAUCAAGAGAACACACCAAACACACACACACACACAUACACACACACUACCCACACUACACACUAACCACACACACACCAAACACACUACACACACACUACCCACACCAAACACACACACACACACACACACACACUACCCACACUACACACUAACCACACACACACCAAACACACUACACACACACUACCCACACCAAACACACACACACACACACACACACUACCCACACCAAACACACACACUACACACACACCACACACACACUACACACACUACACACACACACAUUAUUUUAGGUUUAUUUGCCCUUUAACCUCUUUCCCGAGUCAUUUCCAGAAUUAUUAACUUGUCAGCAAAAUGAUUUAAAUGUGAAGUGUAUCGUGUUCCUCAGACCACCAGGCCAUGCCUUUAGAGUUACUGCUGAGAUUAUAAUCUUCACUGUGAAAGACUCGCCACCUGCUGGAAAUAAUAAAAACACAUCUUAUCAUCUGGAAGAUACAGUAAUUAUACACCUAACAUCCAUUUCUCUUAUUUACUGAUUAAUCUCUCAACGCAUUAUUUCAUAUUCAUACUUCAUUUUUUACACAAAUGUCCCUUUAAAAAAAUAAAUAAGUGCAUCUUUUUGAAAACUAUCUGAAGUCUAUACU
Messenger RNA from Pangasianodon hypophthalmus (striped catfish), 7322 nucleotides. RefSeq names its product laminin, alpha 4 (gene lama4). The transcript is spliced from 40 exons. Gene Ontology annotation, biological process: regulation of cell adhesion; cell adhesion; regulation of embryonic development. The coding region runs from base 104 to 5851 and encodes 1915 amino acids. Gene Ontology annotation, molecular function: signaling receptor binding. Lineage: Eukaryota; Metazoa; Chordata; Actinopteri; Siluriformes; Pangasiidae. The record is from RefSeq and is a predicted model, not a curated record.